AGGAAACCGGAGCGGCUAAGCUCCGGACUUCCUGUUUAACCUCGUCUGUUGACUGGUGGAAACCGAUGAGGUCCUCGGAAGAUAAUAAAACAACCCAAUGAAACCGGAAUAAAAGUUCACUCAAAAUGAGCUGGAUUCCCUUCAAGAUUGGACAACCAAAGAAGCAGAUUGUCUCCAAAACUGUUGAAAGAGACUUCGAGCGAGAAUAUGACAAGCUCCAAAAGCUGGAGGAUCAGACAAAAAAGCUUCACAAGGACAUGAAGAAAAGCACAGAGGCUGAUUUAGCCAUGUCCAAAGCAGCAGUGAAGAUCUCUGCAGACCUGCUGAGUAACCCACUGUGUGAGCAGGACCAAGCCUUCCUUGAGUCCAUGACAGCUUUAGAUACAUCCAUGAGAAGGAUGGACGCCUUCAACCAGGAGAAGGUCAACCAGAUCCAGAAGACCGUUAUCGACCCUCUGAAAAAGUACAGCGGCGUCUUCCCCAGCCUCAACAUGGCAGUGAAGCGCCGGGAACAGGCACUGCAAGACUACAAACGGUUGCAAUCCAAAGUGGAGAAGUACGAAGAGAAAGAAAAAACCGGGCCGGUUAUGGUGAAACUACAUCAGGCCAGAGAGGAGCUCCGACCGGUCAGGGAGGACUUCGAGGCCAAGAACAAGCAGCUGCUGGACGAGAUGCCCAAGUUCUACCACAGUCGCAUCGACUACUUCCAGCCGAGCUUUGAGGCUCUCAUCCGGGCGCAGGUUGUUUAUUUCACCGAAAUGUACAAGAUCUUCAGCGAGUUAACAGACCAGAUCGACCAGGCAGGGCUGACUGAUGAGCAGAGAGAGAGGGAGACUGAGGCCAAGCUCAGUGAGUUGCGUGCUCUGUCCAUUGUCGCCGACGACUGAGGGAGGAAAGCCGAAAACCGGGAAGGGCUCCUUUCAUGCCUCUCUGAAUGGAUUGCACUCUUUUCAGGCUCCUUCGCACGGUUCAAACGGACAGCAACGGCCUUAACCUGAUUAUCAGAUUGUUUCCUUGCGGCCUCAUCACCCCCCUCUUGCACUACACUCCCAUGCUUCAUUCUCUCUACAGAGACUCUCUGCAACUCAAAGCAGCUGAAAUGCCACAUUAACUAAGCCAUCAGCCAAGUGCAGCAGUAUAAGCCAAUAUGUUGUUUUUUUUUAGCAAAGGAAUCAAACAGUUCUCGUCAGAACUAAUUACCAGGGUUACACUUCUUGGUUUCAGAGAUGUCUAUAAGCAUUCGUUUCUACAGCAGGAAAUGAGCAAGGAAAUGUUUUUAUUAGUCACAUCUGCAAUAUUACCAACAAUCUGUGAAACACACUUUUUAUUACCCAAGUUUGAAAUGACAAUAACACUACAGACUGAAUGUUAUGUAAUGUGCUGUAGGUUACCGGCAAGAAAAUGUAUUUCUGUAUUUUGGCCUUUGCUGGUUAUCUCUAAGUUUAGCUCGGUGCCAUGUUGUGUGGGGGCUUUUUAUUGGGGUUUACAGGAUGAUAUUGGUGACAUCACCUGUGCAUUAUGUGCCUACAUUGUCCCGACUGUGGAUGUAACAUGAAAACUAACUUGAGUGAAGUGAGAUUGUGCAGCGGUGUUGAAAGGUCGACCACUCAGGCUGCUGAGAGAACAAGUUGAAUCGCUGUCCAAAACAAAGGCUGGUGCUCCCUCUAGUGGUAAACACUGAUCAUGACACCUUUUGUUUUUUUUCCAUAGCAUCCAUCCUUUGUUAUAUUGUUAGUGGUUCAGUUUCUGUUAUCUGUCUGUUAGCAAAGAACCUCACACAUUGUUGGCACAGUAGAGAAAGUCCUUUCUCUGUACCCUCUAUACCAGGGUUGGAAGUCAAUUCAUCUUUUUUUGGCUUUCCUUUAUUUCGGACCAAAUUAUACUGGCAUUGCACUCCUUUGUUUCCACCUUUUUCAUCAGGUACUGCCUCAGUAUGAUACACACGCUCUGGUUAUUGGUGCUACAUGGUAGUGUACACACAACGAUUGCUCCCAUAUCAUGUUUUUUUUUAAGGUGUCAUAACAAGAAGUUGACUAUUUAUUCUUUAACAUAUUUUUUUGAAAUCAUUGAAACAAUUGCUUAGUUGAUUGACUGUAUUUGUGUCCUGAAACGUGUUUUAUGUAUGUAUUGAUGAAGGUUUUUCUAAAGUGGUAGAUUUUUUUUUUAAUACAACUAAAUGGAUACUUUAACAUUAGAGUGGGUUUUUAAUUUAGGUUUUUGAAAUGUAUUAACACAAUCUGUUAACUGACUGUUUUCAGCCAUCAUCUCAAUGUCUAGUCAAUCAAGAAAUAAAUUAACUGUGAAAAAAGCAA
Messenger RNA from Centropristis striata (black sea bass), 2312 nucleotides. RefSeq names its product bridging integrator 3 (gene bin3). Bases 126 to 887 code for a protein of 253 amino acids. Gene Ontology annotation, biological process: plasma membrane tubulation; actin cortical patch localization; endocytosis. Gene Ontology annotation, molecular function: lipid binding; protein binding. The record is from RefSeq and is a predicted model, not a curated record. Gene Ontology annotation, cellular component: cytoplasm; actin cortical patch. Lineage: Eukaryota; Metazoa; Chordata; Actinopteri; Perciformes; Serranidae. The transcript has 9 exons.